AGUGGGCGUAAAGAUUUAAAACGCCUUCUUCGAACACCUUCUCUCUCUUUGCCCUCUCUCUCCUCUCUCUCUCUCUUCCAUCCCUCUUCAACAAAACCGACUACAGAGCCAGAGCACAAAUCAGAGAGCUCCCUCCUAUAUAUCUAAAUUCCUAAUCUUCUAUGUGACCUAGACUCUCUCCUUCUAACCCUAUUUCCUCUAAAAUUCUCCGACUCUUUCGUCUUUCGAUCCCCAUUCUUCGGCGCCUAAGAUUCACUCAACCUGUAAAGCUCGGCGUUUCGUCUCAGAAGACACUCCAUUGCAGUGAAUGCUUAUGGGUUGUGGUAAGUCAGGGUUUUGGAAUCGUAGAGAUCAGUUUCGGGUUUCCGGUGAUUGCUCGUCCGGUUAACUUGUUCGGCCUGCAGCGCAUCUGAAAGGAAAUAUGGCUCUUCAGAAAUAUUUUCCCUCUGGUGAUGCUCCUUCUGUCAAUAUGAAAAUGUUGAGUUUUUCUAAUAAGGCAAUUGAGAAAGGUCAACUUGCAGAUCCAGAGAUGAGUCCUACAGAGGCUGAUGUGGAUAUUGAUCUGAGAGAGGUUUAUUUUCUGAUUAUGCAUUUCCUAUCUGCCGGGCCAUGUCACAGGACUUAUGGACAGUUUUGGAAUGAACUUCUUGAACACCAACUUUUACCUAGAAGAUAUCAUGCUUGGUAUUCCAGGAGUGGGAGACAUAGCGGGGACGAAAAUGAUGAUGGCCUGUCUUUCCCAUUAAGUUACAAUAAGUUGGUAGAGAGGUAUCCUCACAUUGAAAAGGAUCAUGUGGUAAAGCUUCUGAAGCAACUGAUACUGAGUGCGGCUGCUCCGUCACAAAGCUUGGUUGGUGGGGAUGCUUUAAAUGCUGCUGCAGUUCCUACUCUUUUGGGAACUGGGUCAUUUUCUCUUCUGGGCUAUGAUCAAAAUAAGAACAAUAAUGAAGUCAAACCUCCACCUUCUUACAUGCGUUGGCCUCAUAUGCAAGCUGAUCAGGUGCGUGGAUUAAGUUUGAGGGAAAUUGGUGGUGGCUUCGCAAGGCACCAUCGUGCACCAUCUAUCCGCGCAGCAUGCUAUGCUAUUGCAAAACCAUCUACUAUGGUGCAGAAGAUGCAAAACAUUAAGAAGCUUAGGGGACACCGGGAUGCUGUCUAUUGUGCUAUAUUUGAUCGAUCAGGAAGAUAUGUUAUUACUGGUUCUGAUGAUCGCCUUGUAAAGAUCUGGUCAAUGGAAACCGCAUAUUGCUUGGCUAGCUGUCGUGGACAUGAAGGUGACAUUACUGACUUAGCUGUGACUUCCAACAACGCUUUAGUGGCUUCUGCUUCAAAUGACUGUAUCAUUCGAGUUUGGCGGUUACCUGAUGGUCUGCCGAUUUCAGUUUUGCGUGGGCAUACAAAAGCUGUUACUGCCAUUGCGUUUAGUCCUAGACCAGGCUCUGCAUACCAACUUUUAUCGUCAUCUGAUGAUGGGACAUGUAGGAUAUGGGAUGCUAGGUACUCCCAUAUCAGUCCACGUAUAUAUGUUCCAAGACCUCCUGAUUCCAUAGCUGGAAAGAACAAUGGUCCAUCUUCAAGUACUGCUCAGCAGAGCCAUCAAAUUUUUUGUUGUGCAUUUAAUGCUAAUGGAACAGUCUUUGUCACUGGUAGCUCAGACACUCUUGCAAGGGUGUGGAGUGCUUGUAGAUCGAACGCAGAUGACGCACAGCAACCAAAUCACGAGAUGGAUGUUCUAGCUGGGCAUGAAAAUGAUGUCAAUUAUGUGCAAUUCAGUGGCUGUGCUGUGGCAGCUAGAUUUUCUAUGGCUGACACCUCGAAGGAAGAGAAUAUUCCAAAGUUCAAAAAUACGUGGUUUACUCAUGACAAUAUAGUUACCUGUUCUCGCGAUGGCAGUGCAAUCAUUUGGAUUCCAAGGUCACGUAGAUCGCAUGGAAAGGUUGGACGUUGGACACGAGCAUAUCAUCUGAAAGUUCCACCGCCACCAAUGCCACCUCAACCUCCAAGAGGAGGUCCACGGCAAAGAAUUCUUCCAACUCCUCGGGGUGUUAAUAUGAUUGUAUGGAGCCUAGACAACCGCUUUGUCCUUGCUGCUAUCAUGGAUUGCAGAAUAUGUGUCUGGAAUGCUGUUGAUGGUAGCCUGGUACAUUCUUUGACGGGUCAUAGUGCAUCUACUUAUGUUCUGGAUGUUCAUCCUUUCAACCCCCGAAUAGCUAUGAGUGCUGGUUAUGAUGGAAAAACAAUAGUGUGGGAUAUAUGGGAAGGAACACCUAUUCGGAUAUAUGAAAUUGGACGCUUCAAGUUGGUUGAUGGAAAGUUUUCUCCGGAUGGGACAUCAAUUAUACUUUCAGAUGAUGUUGGUCAAUUAUACAUAUUGAACACAGGCCAAGGGGAGUCCCAAAUGGAUGCCAAAUAUGAUCAGUUCUUCCUUGGGGAUUAUCGCCCCCUUAUUCAAGAUACCCAUGGGAAUGUUCUUGACCAGGAAACUCAACUUGUCCCUUAUAGGAGGAACAUACAAGAUCUGCUUUGUGAUUCAGCCAUCAUUCCAUACCCAGAGCCUUAUCAAAGCAUGUAUCAGCAACGGCGGUUAGGAGCUCUGGGUAUCGAGUGGUCCCCGUCUUCUGUAAGAUUCGCCGUGGGGGCAGAGUUCAAUCUGGAACAAGAUUACCAAAUGCUUCCCAUAAGGGACCUGGAUAUAGUGCUCGAUCCACUACCUGAGUUUAUAGAUGCUAUGGAUUGGGAACCAGAAAAUGAAGUGCAAAGUGAAGAUAGUGAUUCAGAAUAUAAUGUUACUGAGGAGUAUUCUUCUGGAGGUGAGCAAGGAAGUUUAGGUUCUAAUUCUUCAGGUGAUCCAGAGUGCAGUGUCGAAGACAGUGACGUUGAGAACGCUCAUCAAGAUGGUCUACGCAGAUCAAGAAGGAAAAAACAUAAGGCAGACGUAGAGAUCACAACAGCUUCUGGAAGGCGUGUUAAGAGGAGGAAUUUGGACGAAUGCGAUGGCAGUUCUCUUAGAAAUGACCGAACUAGGAAAUCUAGAAAUGGACGAAAAGUUUCAAGGCGGAAGUCUUCUUUAUCAAAGUCAUUGAGGCCUCAAAGAGCUGCUGCACGCAAUGCUCUUACUAUGUUUUCUCGAUUUAAAAGAUCUACAGAUGGAGAAGAUGCAGAUGGCUUAGAAGAUGAUGCUUCAGAAAGUGAAUCCACACUUCAGGAUUCAAACAUUGAGAGUGAAGAAUCUGAUGAGUUACCUCAAAAUGAACACCACGAUAAUUCAAAAGGGAAAAAAGUAUUUAUGGAUGAGUCAGAGUUUGUGAAUAAACCUCCUGAAUGCUCUGAAUCUCAUUUGAAUGCUGGAAACAGGAGGAGAUUAGUCCUCAAAUUGCCAAUUCGUGAUUUAAAUAAGCUUGCACCUCCAGAGAACAGAAUACUGAAAUGUGACAACAAGGCUGAUGUAGGCUCAUCAUCUAAACCUAUACAUGAUUCUAAUGAAGUAAAUAGGGAUUACUCUCAAGGUCCGGAUAACUCAUCUGGCGACUUCAAGUGGGGAAAAACUGAAGGAAGUGAGGGGCAAGCUUCAAAGGCUGAACAUCAUUUAGACCUGUUUGAAGGAUACAAUGAUGGGAAGAUUAGAUGGGGAGGGGUCAAGGCUCGCACAUCCAAACGGCUGAAAAUGGGGGAACCCUUGCCAUCUGGUACCUAUGCAGGAUCUGUUUCAUGUCUCGAUGAUGCUGUUAAGAUUGAGAAUGCUGCCAAUGGGUUCUCUAUAUCUGAAGAGUGUGGUAAAACUUACCCUUGUUCAGAAACCCAAAAUGAAGAAAAUGGAGGUCGGAAGGACGAAACAGUUCAAAUGGACCAGCAAUGUUAUGGAGCUGCUACUCCUCAAGUUCUGGAUGGUGCAAGAAAUGGAAAUGAGAACUCUGAAAUUGAUGAAUGGAAGGAUUAUGACAGAUCUCCAAAACAGUGUCACAAGGAUGUUGAUGAUACAACUACAUCUUCUGUUCCCUGCGGUAAUGGGACUGGAAGCCCGUCUGAAUAUACAGAGAAGCCUAAACCUAUCUCAACAAAGUUGAGGAUAAGGUCCAAAAGGAUUUCAAGGGAUGGUGAAAGUCCUUCCAAGCUAAAAAUUAAAUCUUCAGCUGAAGAGUGGAAGAACAACGGUGGUGAUGAGUUAGGUGAAAGCCCUUUGGGCACAGAGCAUAAUCUAAAUUCAAAGGUGCUUGAUUAUGAUGGCAUCGAUAAAACCAGUUUGGAACAUGGAGAGCAGAAUGGUGUACUAAAUUCAGAGGCUCAAAUUGAUAGGAUUUCAAGGCCUGUUUUGCAAGAUUCGCAGAAGUUGCAUUCACAUGAUAAGAUGUACAAUGCUGUUUAUAGAAGGUCCAAGUCAUUUAGGGGUAGAAGUGAUCUAGCAGGUAACAGUGGAGGCAUGGUAGUAGCAAGCACUUCUGAUGCAACCAAUCAUAAUCUUGAUGCAGAAGUAGACUUCCCUGAAGCCACAACUAAUGGGGUUCAUAGGACACGGUCUAUGGGACUCAGAGCAAUCAUUCGUGAUGCAAAUGUUGUGAGCAACAUCCCAUUGAGGGUAGAUCGUGAUGGUUCAGAAGGUACAUCAACGAGUGUAGAAAAAUCCUUCAUCAACAGAUGUAAGGAACUACCCUAUGAAGAAUGGAGAUCAAGUUCAAGAGUUACAGUUGGGCCAAGGUCGACCAGAAAUAGGAGAGGAAGUUGUCACGUUCGUGACAUUAGUCCAACAGAUAAAAGGAAAUCCCAUCAAUCAGGAAAGAACUCGUGGUUGCUGUUGACGCAUGAGGAAGUGUCCCGAUAUAUUCCCCAGCAAGGGGACGAUGUUGUGUACUUGAGGCAGGGCCAUCAGGAGUAUAUGGAUCAUAUUCGCUUGAGAAACAUAGGCCCUUGGGAAACAAUCAAGGGAAACAUCAGGGAUGUGGAAUUUUGUAAGGUUGUAGACCUCCAGUAUUCAGCAUGUUCAGGUUCUGGGGAGAGCUGCUGUAAAAUGACACUUCAAUUUGUAGAUCCUUCUUCCAGUGUGACUGGUAAAUCAUUCACAUUGACUCUGCCAGAAGUGGUUGGAUUUCCGGACUUCCUUGUUGAAAGAACUAGGUAUGAUGCUGCUAUGCGGAGAAAUUGGACACACAGGGAUAAAUGCCAAGUCUGGUGGAAGAAUGAUGGUGAGGAAGAUGGGAGUUGGUGGAAUGGCCGGAUCGUGGCUGUGAAGGCCAAAUCUCCUGAAUUUCCAGACAGCCCUUGGGAAAAGUUUUAUGUUCAGUACAAGAAUGAUCAGGAAGGACCGCAUCCGCAUAGUCCUUGGGAACUAUAUGAUGCUGAUACCCAGUGGGAGCAACCCCAUAUUGAUGAUGAGAUCAGAGAAAAGUUGCUGCAUUCUUUUGCCAAACUGGAGCAAUCAGGGAACAGAGUUCAGGAUCGUUAUGGGGUUCAAAAAUUGACACAGGUUUCUCAGAGGUCAAAUUUUGUUAACAGGUUUCCGGUUCCAUUGUCUCUUGAAGUGAUCCGGUCUAGAUUAGAGAACAGCUACUAUCGAAGUUUGGAGGCGAUGAAGCAUGACGUUGCAGUCAUGUUGUCAAAUGCUGAAUCAUACUUUGGAAGAAACGCAGAGCUUUCAGUGAAAAUGAGACACUUAUCAGACUGGUUCACACGGACUCUAUCAUCUUUGUAGGUUUAUUGGAUACAAUUUUGUAGAAAAAUCAGCCAGUAUUGAGGUUGGACCUAGCCCUUCCGUUUUCUUUUUUAGAAAAAUCAUCUUUGUAGAUAUGUUUUCCUUUCUUAUUUAUUGGUCUUUUUUUUUUUUUUUGGGCCCUUCUGGAUACUCAUUGGUCCAGUUUGGGAAAUUGGUUGAUAGAGAGGGAAGGAGGGACAUAUCUCAAGGUGAUUAGCUGGUUUAUGGGGAAAUUAAUCCACCAAAAAAUCAUUCGUGUAUAGACAGCUUAAAAAUUAUCAGUUGAUAAUGAUCAAAGAAAAAUGAAAGUUUUAAUCUGUUCCA
Molecule: messenger RNA, 6007 nt
Organism: Cornus florida
Lineage: Eukaryota; Viridiplantae; Streptophyta; Magnoliopsida; Cornales; Cornaceae
Exons: 25
Coding region: 422-5683 (1753 amino acids)
Biological process (GO): cytoskeleton organization; regulation of transcription by RNA polymerase II; regulation of cell shape
Cellular component (GO): nucleus
Molecular function (GO): protein binding
Source: RefSeq, a predicted model, not a curated record